Molecule: messenger RNA, 2213 nt
Organism: Hippocampus zosterae (dwarf seahorse)
Lineage: Eukaryota; Metazoa; Chordata; Actinopteri; Syngnathiformes; Syngnathidae
Gene: mmp13b
Product: matrix metallopeptidase 13b
Exons: 10
Coding region: 22-1485 (487 amino acids)
Biological process (GO): extracellular matrix organization; collagen catabolic process; proteolysis
Cellular component (GO): extracellular matrix
Molecular function (GO): metalloendopeptidase activity; zinc ion binding
Source: RefSeq, a predicted model, not a curated record
AAUGACGGCAAGACGGACACAAUGUUGUUUUGGCUGCUGCUGCCACUGGCCGCUCACUCCUCUCUGGCUGGGCCUUUGCUAGCCACGGAAAAAGACAACCGGCUGCUAGCUGAGAAGUACCUUCGGCGCUUUUAUGGCCUUCCGGUUGGUCUGCAAAGCCAGAAGAGGACAGCGGGAGACUUUAAGUCCAAGCUUCAGGAAAUGCAAAGGUUCUUCAAACUCAAGGUGACGGGCAAUCUGGAUGACAACACCUUAGAUGUGAUGACUCAGGCAAGAUGUGGUGUCCCGGAUAUGGCCGAAUACAACCACUUCCCGCGACACCUCAAAUGGAAAAAUAACAUUGUGACCUUCAGGAUUCUAAAUUACACUCCGGAUUUGAGGAAGUCCGAUGUGGACCGAGCCAUCCGCACCGCACUCAACGUGUGGUCUGACGCGACGCCGCUGAGAUUUAAGAAGCUGUACUACGGCACUGCUGACAUUAUGAUCAGUUUUGGGAGGAAAGAACAUGGUGACCACAACCCUUUCGACGGUCCUAACGGGCUGCUGGCUCACGCUUACCCGCCAGGCGAAGGCAUUGGAGGAGACACUCACUUCGAUGAGGACGAGCACUGGAGCAAAGAUUCAUCAGCUUAUAAUCUGUUCAUCGUGGCAGCACAUGAGUUGGGCCACGCCCUCGGCAUGUCGCACUCCACAGACUCGGGCGCCCUCAUGUACCCCAUCUAUUCGUACGCGACGGGGUACCCUCUUGCCGAAGAUGAUGUCAAAGGCAUCCAGGCACUAUAUGGUAACGACUCCAUCAUCAGCCAUUCGUUUCUUGCUUUGUCUUUUUUUAAUCAUUUGAUUUCUUUCCGAAAUAUACCGGUAGGCCCCAACCCAGACCACAAGAAAAUCAAGCCGAAACCAGACGCCCCUCAAAAAUGUGACCCGACUUUGAGCUUCGAUGCUGCUACAGAACUCAGAGGAGAAACCAUCAUCUUCAAAGACAAAUUCUACUGGCGCCUCCACCCUCAGAUGCACGAACCCGAGCUAACACUGAUCAAGUCCACAUGGCCGUCCAUCCCCAACAAGGUCGACGCAGCCUAUGAGAACCCAGAGAAAGACCAGGUCAUCAUUUUUAGCGGUAUCCGCAUGUGGGCUUUGAAUGGAUACGACCUUGUGGCUGGUUAUCCAAAGUACAUCCACAAACUGGGACUUCCUAAAAGCGUGAGGAAACUGGAUGCGGCUGUUCACAUCAAAGACGAGGGGAAAACUCUCCUCUUCCAUGAUGAGGAGUAUUGGAGCUAUGAUGAAGCAAGCGGCACCAUGGAUAGUGGCUCCCCGCGAUCCAUAGAGAAGGAUUUUCCAGGAAUGGACGACGAGGUUGAUGCUGCGGUUUAUCACUACGGGUUUUUGUAUUUCUUCCAUGACCACACGCAGUAUGAGUACAGUUACACGUCAAGGAAGGUCAUGCGUAUCCUGAGAACCAACUUUAUUCUCGGCUGUUGAGGUUGCAGACAUGUUCGAUAUGUACAAAAUAAAAGGGAAUGCGUAGGAAUGACACAGUAGCAACAUUUUAAAAAAAUGUUUCUUUGCAACAGUGCUGGACACAGACACAGAGAGAAUUCCCAUCAGUGUGAUGGCUGAUAGUAUUUGUAUUUAUUCUUUUGGUUCUUUUUCUAGCUCAGGAUUUGCAGAGACUGUAUAUCACUGGUGUCAAAGUCAAGGACCGGGGGCCAGAUCUGGCCCGCCACAUCAUUUUAUGUGGACCACGAAAGCCAAUCAAACAUGUCAACUUUCACGAUGCUUGCUAGCUGUACCAAAAUUCAUAUUCUCAUACGUAAGAAAUAAGAGAGAUAUUGUAAGCAUUUUCUUGUUGUCCAAACCCUCAUUACAGUAACUUAAACAGUAGUUCGAAUAAACCGUUAUUCUUGACUUCUUGAUAUGGUUUCGGUCAUAACGGCCCUCCGAGGGAAAUCGUCACAACAAUGCGGUCCAUGACAAAAAUGGGUUUGACACCCGUGCUGGACAUGAUAAUGUGAUUCAAAAAGAUCUGCACACUCUUGUAGGUGAAACAACUAUCAUUUGUAUGUUUUUGAAAAGUAAUGCUAAUAAGUAGAAGGGAUUGAUAACUUUGAAGAAGGCCCAUUUUGAGUUCUAUACUUGUCAUGUGGUGUUUUUGCUAUUUCUUGUCAAUGAUAAAUAAAAUGGUUCAUUGGAUUUGUUUUGAAGUGGAA